UGGCAAGAUAUCACUUCUUCUUGGCCGCGGCUGUCAUGGAAGAAAAGCAACAAAGGAAAAUCCAGCGACGGGCCAUAAGGGACAUAUGCAACCCCUUUGAUAUGCCCAACGAAGAGUUUCGGCACAUAUAUAGAGUGCGCAAAGAGUUGGCACUCUAUUUGUGUGCCGAACUCGACGCCGACCUCAAACCUAACCAUGACGAUGGAUUGCCGGCACAUCUUAAAGUUCUAACAUCACUGCACCUAUUGGCUGACGGUAGUUACCAAAGGGGAACUGGUCAAGACCAUGGCUUGUCUAUUGCUCAGUCCACUGUCAGCAAGUACCUGGACCAAUUUGUUACUGCAGUCAAUAGAAGACUCAAGGACAAAUGGAUACUCUUCCCAGGAGACGAGCAGUCCCGGCAAUCCAUCGCCAGAGGUUUUCAGGAGGCAUAUGGGGUUGCUAACAUCUUGGGUACAGUAGACUGCACCCAAGUAAAAAUAUUUCCACCUCCGUUACCACACGGUGUACAGUAUUUAAACAGAAAAGGAAAUCAUGCACUCAACGUUCAGUUGGUAUGUAAAUAAUAACUUCAAAAUCAUAAUUUGAUAAUUUUGAAUAAAUCUAAUGCAUUUUGUUUGCUUGUAAACCAUAAGAUCGCCA
This is a messenger RNA of Cydia amplana, 642 nucleotides long. Its product is annotated as putative nuclease HARBI1. Bases 36 to 566 code for a protein of 176 amino acids. The record is from RefSeq and is a predicted model, not a curated record. The transcript is spliced from 3 exons. Lineage: Eukaryota; Metazoa; Arthropoda; Insecta; Lepidoptera; Tortricidae.